AUGGUGACCCUAGAGACGUCCGCGUCUCCUAACCCUGCCAAGGCGUCUGUGUCUGCGAGACCGCCCUCGCAGAUCGCAGCCUCAGAUCAGACCGCUCUGGAGCUGCUUCAAGAUCUCUCCUACGCGGAGGUGCAAGAGGCCCAGGAGUGGCUUGCUAGGGCCGGAAGGGCCAAGCAGGCGUGGGUCGUUUCACCGUCUGGCCAUCUCGUGCGGCCGACAGAGACCAUUGCUGCCGACCUACCCAUGAACGAGAGCGGCGACACAGCAGCUGCGCUGCUGGAAGCAGCACCGGUUUCGCUGGACGCGGCGGCUAACCUGCGCUUUUCUCAGUUUUUUCGCGCGUCACUGAUGGAGGAGGACAGCGAUGACGCCAUCAUGAGCGAUGGUGGGUGCGGCGCCGUCCACGGAGGAGCGGGGAAAGGCGUGAACAUGAGAGAAGCGGUGGAGAUGCCAAGGAAGGGCGACGUGAGGCACCGCAUCGGGCCCACGCCUUCCUGGGGCGAAGCUGCGCCGCGCAGUUGCCAAUAUGGUGACACAUUCCCGUCGCCUUGGCCCUACGUUGUCAGCAACUUCGAUGGGCCGGGUGCUGAAGUGGAGGUGGAGAAGGGGGAUGAGGACGACCUCACUGAUUCUCCCAUGACGGGCGUGUCGCCGUCGAGUCCGCACCUACACCGCACCAGCGUUGAUACUGAUGGUAAGGCUCCUGCUCCUCUGCCUGAUCCGUUCGUUUUUAUUUCUCCAUCCGCUUCGGGGGCCAACGCCAAGUGUACACUGGUCUGGCCUGCCUCGCCACUGCUGGCGGAGAGAGACUCCAGCACCCCGGCGCGGCGCUCCCUGUCACCAGCCACCGCUGCGAGGCGGUGGUCGCUAUCGGGCUUUGAUAUCGGGCGCCGUAUCGGGCAUGGGCACUCCGGCAAGACGUUCCUUGCGCGGGAAAAGCGCAGCAAAGUCGUCGUGGCGCUCAAAGUUUUCAACGACGACUACGCCCAGCGCCACGACGGCGGGGCGAGUAUGUUCGAGCGUGCGAUGCGACUACAGGCAGCGGCAGGACGGCACUGCCCGCACAUUGUAAAGCUCUAUGCGUUCUUCACAGAUGCGCGACGCUGCUACGCUGCGCUGGAGUACGCGGACGCUGGUGACCUCGCCAGUCACCUCCUUCGCCAGCCGCGCCAACGCCUGCCGGAGGCGCAUGCCCAGGUCAUUGUGUACCACGUGGCGCUGGCACUGCGGCACUUGCACGAGCAACGCGUUGUGCACCGCGCUGUGACGAUGCGCAACGUGCUACUGCGCUGCAGCGAGGCGGGAAUGACCGUCAAACUCGGCGACUUCGCAUCCGCCGUGCAGCUGCCCAACGGGUGCGCUCGCUGGCUCGGCGAGCUCGGCGGCUCCCAUGAUGGGGGGCGGUCGCUGGAGUACGCGGCACCGGAGGUCGUUUGCGGCCGCGGAUGGUCGUUCAAGUCGGACAUGUGGGCACUCGGUAUCCUUGUGUUCGAGAUGGUCUGCGGCUACCACCCCUUCGACCACGUUUCCACGGCUGAGAUGAAGCGGCUCGUUUGCAGCGGUGCCGCCUGCCACUCGCCGCAUGCGCUGUCGCACACCGGCAUGUCCUUUGUGCGGUCACUGGUAUGCGUCGAUGAGGCAGCGCGCAGCAGCGCCGCGACGGCACUGACGCACCCGUUUUUAAGUGGUAUUGCCGCCGCCGCCACCACGGCUGCUGCGGCGAGCGCCAUGCAGGGCGCGGGAGCAAGUGGCCGCACAGAAUCUGCCGGGCCGGCUGCCCAGGCGACGCCGGCGAGCGUCGCCGUUGCCGACGAGUCGCGCAUGGGUGCGAUGCCGCUGCCUAUCAGUCGUGACUUGUCGAGCACGUUCUCGCUCGCUGCAGUGCUGGCCGACACAGAGGCCAACUACGGCAGCGACGGAGGCCACAGCCAGGCGACGGCUGCCAUGACGACAGGCACAAAAACUGCCAUCCGCUGCGCGGACGCUGUUCUGGCCUCUCCGGCGCCGAGGGACGACACCCCGUACGCGCGGUGCGGCGGAAACCCAUCCGUCAACUCUAUCACGACGACGUCUUCAUCGCCGACCGUCAUCACCUUUUCCACUGCCCAGCGCGUCACCGGGACAACAAGGCGUGCACAUGGUGCGCCAUGGCACACAGCGGAUGCGGUCGCUCCAGUGGCGUCUCUGUCGUCCACCAGCUCUCCUGGCCCCUUGAUGUCCUUCGCGCGUCUGACGCACCCCUGUCAGAGCACUGCGCUGCCGUCCGCGGUGACUCUGUCGACCUCCUCGCUCUUUGGCGCCCUGGGCAGCGAGGAAGCGGAUACGAGUUUGGGCCGCCGGCCGAGCGCCACGAGUCUCAGGUCUCCUGGAAACGCCAGCCGCCACAGCCCGACGACGACCCUCAGCGACAUGUCGGCCAGCGUGCUCUCCACGACACGAACGCCAACUACCCUUGCGUCGGAGGCAGCUAAGGCUACCGGAGGUGCGUUCACAGACAGCUGUGCGCCUGAGAGUGUGCUCAGCGCCAGCUUUAAGAGCUGCAACACGCACAAUCCGCACCAUCUUUACUCCCAGCAGCAUCACGCCCGCCACGGUCAGCAGCACGAGCAGCAUGAGACCCCGGCAGCACAUAGCGCUGUGGGAACGGCGCGUAGCGUUGAGAGAAGGUACAGUGAGGACACUCGAGGGGACUGCUCCGUAACCGUCAGCAGCUUGACGUCACGCCCGUCGUGUGGCGCGCGCACGGAGUGGGCCACCGAGGAUGCAGAGGUGUCUGUAUCAUCCUUGACGUUCUCAUCGUCGUCCUCCAUGGGCGCGACGGCUCCUCAAACAAGCUUUCCCACCCGUACCGCAGACGCGCCUCCGCGUCAGCUGACUGGCCACAUGGCAUCGUUGAUGGCAACCAGCGGCGCGCUGGAGGCAGAGCGGUUGCCGCUGACCGGCCGACUGACCUCCUCGACCAUCACUGUGGCAAGCGUCAGAGGGGCACCUGGUGCACCCAAGGCAGCAGUCACAUCAUCACACGCGAGGGGGCCGAGGUCCGGAGCGAAAAGGCUCAGCAAGAGCUCGGCGUGCUCGCUGCGACUCGCCUUUGAAACGCUGAGCGACGAGGACAGCUGGUGA
Leishmania mexicana MHOM/GT/2001/U1103 is the source of this 3123-nucleotide messenger RNA. Its product is annotated as putative protein kinase. Gene Ontology annotation, biological process: protein phosphorylation; regulation of cytokinesis; mitotic spindle organization. NCBI's taxonomy places the organism in Eukaryota, Euglenozoa, Kinetoplastea, Trypanosomatida, Trypanosomatidae. Gene Ontology annotation, molecular function: protein kinase activity; ATP binding. The record is from RefSeq and is a predicted model, not a curated record. The transcript has a single exon. The coding region runs from base 1 to 3123 and encodes 1040 amino acids. Gene Ontology annotation, cellular component: spindle midzone; chromosome passenger complex; spindle microtubule.